This is a messenger RNA of Aureococcus anophagefferens, 2070 nucleotides long. RefSeq lists its product as hypothetical. Gene Ontology annotation, cellular component: cytoplasm. The record is from RefSeq and is a predicted model, not a curated record. The transcript has a single exon. The coding region runs from base 1 to 2070 and encodes 689 amino acids. Lineage: Eukaryota; Pelagophyceae; Pelagomonadales; Pelagomonadaceae.
AUGAACCAGGGCAAGCGCCAGUCGGCGCGGCCCGGCGACUACUCGGCGAAAGGCGUGGGGAAGAUCCCCGCGGAGGUCAAGGCCAUGGCGCGCCAGAUGGGCAUCCCCGCGUCGGAGCUCGCCAACGCCGACGGCAUGUGGCAGAAGCUGACGAAGAUGUCGGAGGAGGACCCCGACGGCUACAGCGAGCUGCUCACGGAGAGCGCCAAGCACAUGGCCAAGGCCAACGGCGACGAGCUCGCCGAGGGCAUGGAGCCCGACGACGCCAAGGCGAACGAGCUCAUGUCGAAGCUCAUGACGCCCGACGCGCUGACGCCGGCGGCGGGCUACGUCAUCAAGGCGGCGCUCAAGUACAACGGCGGCAAGCUCAUGAUCAACUGCUGCGCGCACCCGGCGCUCCAGCCGCCCAACGACGCCGCGGGGCUGCCCGUGGACGUGAAAUCCCAAAAACCCGGCUGGUCGUCCGCGUCGGGCCUGCAGAUCCCCAUGGUCGUCGGCUCGGCGCGGCCCUGCGCCGUCGCCGGCGCCGGCGACCAGGUCGGCAGCGGCCAGGCCAUCGACGUGCUCUUCCACCCCUGGGUCCUGGACCAGGUCGCGGCCGAGGGGCCCCGGUCGCCGUUCAAGCGCGACGUCUCCGCGCUCGCCGUGCGCUGGGUCGCGGCGGAGUCGAAGCUCGCCGUCGACACGGACGCCAAGAGCUGGAAGCACAUCAACUCCAAGUACAAGGGCGGCGGCGGCAAGGCCGGCGACGAGCCUGUGGCUUUUCCCCUGGACGAGGUCUCGUUCCAGUCCGCGCCCCCCGGCUCCCGGGAGAAGAAGAAGGCGCCGCCCAAGGACGUCAAGCCGAACGCCGAGGCGACGGGCGUCGCCGCGUCGCCGGAGAGCCUCCUCGCGCGCGCGCGGGGCCUCGCCGCGGACCGCGAGAAGGAGAACGGGCUGGCCAUGAAGCUGCCCGAGACGGCGGCCCAGAAGAAGAAGGUCAUGAUCCAGGAGGUGGCCCCCGACGACGCCCUCGAGGCGUCGACCGACGGCUUCGACAUCUCGAGCGACGCGCCGGCGAAGCCGAAGAAGCCCGCGGUGACGAAGGGCUUCCUCGCGGGCGACAAGGCGAAGCAGGCCAAGCCCCUCUACCCGAACGGGAGCUCGCAGGGCGACUCGCAGAAGGAGGGCACCUACAGCCGCUUCAUGUCCAAGUGCAAGGUCGUCGACACGACGCAGAUGACCAAGGAGGAACAGGACGCCGCGCUCCGCAAGCACGCCGAGGGCGGCCAGGUGGGCAACAAGCCCGCGGCGGCGGCGCCGAAGCCGCCGGCGGAGCCCGACUAUUCCACCAAGGCCUUCGACAAGAUCACCAAGGGCUUCCUCGACGACGACACGAAGCCGUCGCUCUACGGCGACGACGAGGCGGCGACGCGCGACUCGAGGGUCGCGGACCCGGUCUUCGACGCGAUGAUGGCCGACGUCGACAGGGAGUUCUCGAACGCGACGAAGAAAGCCGCGGCGCCGGCCGACGACGACGACGACGGCACCAUCGACCAGCUGCGAUCCUUCGCGGACAAGCUCGACUUCGGCGGCAUGUUCGGCGACUUUGGGAAGCCGGAGCCGGCGCCCGCGGAGAAGUUCCCCGAGAAGCCCGAGGUUGAGCGCGAGGCCCCCAGGAAGCGCGAGAAGAAGGGCGUCCUCAAGGACUUCAAGGAGGGCUUCAUCGCCACGGCCGACGCCAAGGCGACGGACCGCCUCAACGCCGCCAAGGCCGCCAAGGCCGCCGCGCCGCCGCCGCCGCCGCCCGCCGCGGCGGCGGCCGCGGACGCGCCGGGCUUCGCGUACGAGUCCAAGGACCUCGAGCGCGACGCGUCGGGCCGGCGGCGCGUCCAGAUCGUCGCCAAGCUCGACGGCGCCGCGUCCAUGAAGGACGUCGACCUGGACGUCUCCGGCGCGACGCUCCGCCUCAAGGUCGACCGCCGCAAGGCGAAGAUUGCGCUCCCCUUCGCCGCGGACCCGGCGGCCGCGUCGGCGAAAUUCUCCAAGAAGAAGCAGCAGCUCACGGUCGUGCUGACGUCCGACGCUUAA